Molecule: messenger RNA, 1749 nt
Organism: Zymoseptoria tritici IPO323
Lineage: Eukaryota; Fungi; Ascomycota; Dothideomycetes; Mycosphaerellales; Mycosphaerellaceae
Exons: 1
Coding region: 1-1749 (582 amino acids)
Source: RefSeq, a predicted model, not a curated record
AUGAACAAUCCCUCACGCAGAACCAAACGAGGGUUCGCAGAGAUCAUCGGCCAGGGCCUAGAGAAGAUCAAGCCCGGGACUAAGCGUCCCAGGAACGAAAACACCGAAGAAGACAAGAAUGCGCCGGAGCAAGAGAAAGCUUGCUUUGACAAGCGACGCAAGACUGUAAUCGGGACGGAUCAGAGGACAAGGGCAGGACGCAGGCGGACAUCAGAACCCAGCGCGGGUAUGGAAUGUGUUAUACAGGUGCCCCAGUCCCAGUCACAAGAACCACAAGAACAAGGUUCGCCAGCGGAAGGUCCACUGGGUGGAGGUGCACAGCCAGCGCCUACUCGAGCGGAGGCCUUUUCGCCGGAAUCUCCGCCCUUCGAAAGAUUCGCAACCAGUACGCCAAUCAGCCGGCAGCUCCAAAGUGUGCCCAGAUAUUACACCGCAAGCGCAGAAAAAGUUGGACUGGGCGACCACCUGGCGAAUCUUUACUUCGCAAACGAUGAAACGCAAAAGCUUCCAGCUCUAGUCAUGUCACCCGAGCUUCUGGCAAAAAUGCAAGUCUCAUUGGUAGACGCGCGUGAGCUGGAUAACAAGAGACUAGAGCGGCAGACACGUCUCAAGAUCAUGAACAAGUGGUGGGGAAAUGCCGAAAGAGAGCUCGCAGAUAUACCUCAGCGAUGGCAAUAUAUUAAGGACGAUCCGAAGCGGGCGGACGAGGCGGAGCAGCAAGUGAGACUCUUCGAGAAGCUCAGAGAUGGGGCGAAGCGAAUGCAAGAUGAGAAGGACGCAAUUGAGCGGCAGUGGGAGCAGAUCCAAGAGCGAGCCGAGAGCAGUCGUGUGGACGCCGAAGUUCUCCUUGAGGUCGCAUUCCGCGAAGCCGGCAUUAUGAUACCGGAGCGCGAGACCUUCGAUCGGUCCAAUGAAGCUCUUGCUGAGGAGUUCGCGGUUGUCAACACAUACGCACCUCCGAUUUUUUUCCCAGUCGAUAUUGACUGGGAUUUUCCGGACCGCCUAGAUGAGUACCCAGCGCUCCAACAAGACCCGUCAUUCUAUGAGGAAGCUUUCUCUGUCGAACCUGAACCUGCACCUAAUUCCACAGCGCGGGACGAAUUCUGGCAAUGCUAUGAUAACUGGCAACGAGCGCAGGCCUCGUUUGACCGACGAAAUCGAGAAACAGCGGCAGACUAUUUCCGUCGGCAAGGAGCAGAUAUUACUGCCAUACCGCAGGAUCUGCUCGACCACGAUCUCGCCCAGCUGCAGCAAAACAGGAAGCUCACCCGCAACCUCAUCGAAGCGGAGCAGCGCUUUGCAUCGGCCAAGAGAGUCGCCGCCGAAUACAAUCUCGAUCUAGCAGCGCCCGAGCAGACAUCCGGAUUCGGUCUCACCGACGGCGACUUACCUCAUGCUCGGCUGAGUCACACCCGUGAUCCAACAGGCUUUGCGUGGGAGGAUCCCAGAAUCGUUACCUGGUUGGACGCAGUCCUCAGCGACGUGGAAGUACAAGAGCAAUCUCGUGAACCCUUCGAGGGACGACGCUUGGUCUCGGUGGGACCGAAGGACAGCAACAGUCAGGUCGAUUAUGGCCGGGAUCGAGAACGCAUUGAUAAGGUUGAAGCAAAUCGACAUGAUAUUCGGCGGAAGGUGAUGCGAGAUUGGGGCCAGCGCACGACGCAUGAGACGGGAGAUCAUCUCGGCGCCCGUUGGCAUGCGGCCCAUAAAGUCGAGGACAUUGGUGUUGGAUCGAAGAAUGCCAAAUGA